Elaeis guineensis (African oil palm) is the source of this 1468-nucleotide messenger RNA. Lineage: Eukaryota; Viridiplantae; Streptophyta; Magnoliopsida; Arecales; Arecaceae. The record is from RefSeq and is a predicted model, not a curated record.
GCUCCUCGUUGGACCGCCAUUUCCUCUAGUUUGCUCUGUUAGAGAUCUCCCGAUACUCUCCGACCCAGCUCUCCCGCUCCCGCUCUGAUGGGGAGCCUGAACCGGAGCCGCACCCUCUUCUCCACUGCCGGCGGCGGGCCCCACCACCACCUCCUCCCUCUCUUCACGAGGGCCCAUCAGAUCGGCGCCCUCGCCCUCGUCGUCGCCACCUUACUUCUUACCCGCGCCGUCGACCCCCUCUCCUGUCCCCUCCCCUCCCCUCCCCUCUCGGCCGGCUCCGCUGCGUCAAAAUCCAUCAGUUACUUCUCAAGUCAAGAUUCCGGACAUUGAAGAAGCAGGCGGCUGAUUUAUUCUUUGUUCCAGCUUAUGUUAAAUGUGUGCGAAUCAUGGGUGGUUUGAAUGAUAAAGAGAUAAACCAGACCUAUGUGAAGGUUCUAAGCCAAAUGCCAUAUUUCCGCUAUUCAGGUGGCCGUGAUCACAUCUUCGUCUUCCCUAGUGGUUCUGGUGCUCACUUAUUUCGCUCCUGGGAAAAAUUUUUAAAUCGAUCCAUCAUUCUUACUCCAGAGGGUGACCGUACAGAUAAGCGAGAUACGAGUGCUUUUAAUACAUGGAAAGAUAUCAUUAUCCCUGGGAAUGUUGAUGGUGGGAUGACUACAUUUCAUGGGACCACAAUUGUCCAACCAUUACCCCUGUCCAAGAGGAAGUAUCUGGCAAACUUUCUAGGACGUGCCCAGGGAAAGGUUGGUCGUCUUCAAUUGGUGGAGCUAGCUAAGCAAUAUCCUGAUAAGUUGGAAUCUCCAGAGUUGAAGUUCACUGGGCCUGACAAAUUGGGAAGAACUGAGUAUUUCAACCAUUUGAGGAAUGCCAAGUUCUGCCUAGCUCCACGUGGCGAGUCAUCAUGGACGCUUCGCUUCUAUGAAGCUUACUUUGUGGAGUGUGUCCCAGUCAUCUUAUCAGAUCAAAUAGAGCUGCCUUUUCAGAAUGUGAUUGACUACACUCAGAUAUCCAUCAAGUGGCCGUCUACUCGGAUAGGCACUCAACUCCUUGAGUACCUAGAAAGCAUACCAAAUGAAGUGAUUGAGGGUAUGUUAGCUCGCGGCAGACAGGUCAGAUGCCUGUGGGUUUAUGCCCCAGAAACUGAGCCGUGCUCUGCGAUGGUAGGAAUCAUGUGGGAGCUGCAAAGUAAGGUGAGGCAAUUUCACCAGUCUGCAGAAACAUUUUGGCUCCACAACGGGAAAAUUGUUAACAGAGACCUGGCCGAAUUCCAAAAUUGGAGAACGCCAGUACCUUUGCCUUGAUGAGAUAUCAGAGUUGAGAAUGAUUCUGUUGAUGUGAAGUCAUAUUCGUUUCUUUAUGUUAUUUCAUUGGUGUUUAGAAACUUGUACAUAUACAUAGAGCAUUUUUGUAGUUGUAGAUGCACAAUAUUGGGAAAUUGAUUAAUGCGAUUCGUUUGUUUGGGACUAGUUCU